AUGGCCUCUCGCUGGGCCAUGUGGCUGCUGCUCUUAGCAGCCUGGAGCAUGGGCUAUGGUGAGGCCUUCAGGUGCUAUACCUGUGAGCAGCCCACGGCCAUCAACUCAUGCAAGAAUAUUGCUCAGUGCAAGCUGGAAGACACAGCCUGUAAGACCAUACUGGAGACAGUGGAAGCCGAGUUCCCCUUCAACCACAGUCCUAUGGUGACCCGCUCCUGCUCCAGCUCCUGCGUGGCCACCGACCCUGACGGCAUCGGGGUUGCCCAUCCCGUCUUCUGCUGCUUCCGUGAUCUCUGCAACUCGGGCUUUCCGGGCUUGGUGACCGGCCUCUAGGCACACGGGGAGCCUCGGUCCUCUUCUAGCUACUCUCCUGGCAGGGCCUGGUGCCUCCUGCAGUCAUCUCUGCCUGCACGGCUCUGUGAGCAGAGCUCGCUGGGCCUCAGGCCACUCACUCUGU
Molecule: messenger RNA, 457 nt
Organism: Peromyscus californicus insignis
Lineage: Eukaryota; Metazoa; Chordata; Mammalia; Rodentia; Cricetidae
Gene: Slurp1
Product: secreted LY6/PLAUR domain containing 1
Exons: 3
Coding region: 1-333 (110 amino acids)
Molecular function (GO): acetylcholine receptor inhibitor activity
Source: RefSeq, a predicted model, not a curated record